This is a messenger RNA of Daphnia pulicaria, 864 nucleotides long. Its product is annotated as phosphatidylinositol-glycan biosynthesis class X protein-like. Gene Ontology annotation, cellular component: endoplasmic reticulum membrane. NCBI's taxonomy places the organism in Eukaryota, Metazoa, Arthropoda, Branchiopoda, Diplostraca, Daphniidae. The record is from RefSeq and is a predicted model, not a curated record. The transcript is spliced from 2 exons. Gene Ontology annotation, biological process: GPI anchor biosynthetic process. Bases 137 to 799 code for a protein of 220 amino acids.
AAUGCCUAAGCUCCAAUUCUUAAUUUAAAAAUGAAACCGUUUGAAUUUUGAGACAAAACGGGACGGAUUUUCUCCCUGUCCCACAACUCUGGCAUUAUAGCAGACGAUGUCAAAACAGGAAUGACAGUUUGUAAACAUGAAUCGAACAAUAACAUCUUGUUUUUUGGUUAUUCUAUUUCAUUUAAAUAAUACUCAAUUGGCUCAUGGAGAAUUUACAGUAGAAGAUUUCAACAGUGCGUACUCAGAAUUUCAGGUGACUGGAGACGGUUUUCAUCGGGAAAUGCGAAUGUCCUUCUCGUUUCUUCCUGCCUCUCUUCUAGGCUGUAGUGUACUUAUAAAAUGGAUGAUUCCUUCUGGAAUCUAUGUAGACCCAUAUCAACUUCAAGCUUCGGUAAUGAACAAGACAGUUCGCUUCUCCAGCCAUGUCAACAUUGAACAAAUGGCACAUCAUGCAGAACCUUUAACAUUACACAGCUUGCCCCACCUUCAAUGUGGGAGCAGUUGCAGCUUCUUCCAAUCAAUCCAGUUUCAUCUGCGUUAUCAUCUCCCUAGCAGCAAAAAUGAGUAUACAGCAGCAUCUCUAUCCUCACCUUCUACCUAUUUCUCUUGUGACUGUGCUUCGAUAGAUUUGACAGCUGUGCAUAAAUGUGUGUGGCAGUCAUUACCUGAACAUGUUCAAAUUCAGCAAGUUUUAGUCCCAACUGGAUCGCUGUCUCAUUCACCACUAGUGACAAUUGUUACAAUAGCAAUUUCAUUCAUUGGAAUUGCUUCUGUUGCUUGGGCUUCAGCAGUAGAGUGAACAUGAAUGUUUUUAUAAAUAAUGUACAGUACUCGGAUCAAUACAAAAAGAUUUUGUGUAUUGCG